AUGUCAGAUACUCGAACAACGACCAAUUCAAAUUAUUUUACAGAUAUUUGUUAUUCAGGAAAUGGAAGUCAUUUUGUUGUCUGUGAUAAAUUUGGUCAUAUUUAUGUUUUUGAUUCAACAAACGAUCGAAUUGAAUAUAAAUAUCUGUGUGCUGAUAUACCUUCUCAUAUUCUAAUACAUAAUCAUUCUUUGUAUGUCGGCACAAAUCAUGGUUUACAAAUUCAUCCAUUUCCACGUCAAAGCAAUAUUCGAAGUUCCGUUUUGUUUGAUCAUCCAAUAUCAUUUCUUUAUUUAAGUGGAUGUUCAUUAUUUGUUAGUACUCGUGGUGGUGAAGCUACAGCAUCAAUUGAUGGAUAUGUUCGAAUUUUUAAUACAGCUGAACAGAAAUUCGUAAAAGAAUUGGCUUUAAUCGAUAUCUCAGUUGAUAUUGACACAGCAAAAUCGUAUGUUCAAAUGGAUUGGGAUUUAGUAGAAGAUUUAUUGGCAAUUCCAACGAAAAACUGCAUUUAUUUUUACGAAACAAAUAGCUUUGGAAUGGAGAAAGCUUAUGAAAACAAUACAAAUGAAGAAUAUAUUGAUUUGAUCAAAUAUUCACCAAAUGGAAACUACUUCAUCAUUACAUAUCGAAAUAAUACAUUAGUAGCUGUUGAUAGUAUCAGUCAUCGUAUUUAUUUGGUUUAUGCAUUCAACAAUGUAUUUACUUCUUUGAAUCGGCGUCCUCGAGCAU
Messenger RNA from Rotaria sp. Silwood2, 727 nucleotides. The record is from the annotation of a GenBank genome assembly. NCBI's taxonomy places the organism in Eukaryota, Metazoa, Rotifera, Eurotatoria, Philodinida, Philodinidae.